Molecule: messenger RNA, 803 nt
Organism: Apaloderma vittatum (bar-tailed trogon)
Lineage: Eukaryota; Metazoa; Chordata; Aves; Trogoniformes; Trogonidae
Gene: ELP6
Product: elongator acetyltransferase complex subunit 6
Exons: 6
Biological process (GO): tRNA wobble uridine modification
Cellular component (GO): elongator holoenzyme complex
Source: RefSeq, a predicted model, not a curated record
UGGUUUGUGCCCCCAUCUUCCUCUGUUGAGCUGUUUUGCUGCUUCUUUUUCAGGGUAAAUUCACGCUGCUGCGAGACACCAGAACAGAUGGCAGCUUCCUGGUGCACCAUUUCCUCUCCUUCUACCUCCGAGCCGGCUGUAAGGUUUGCUUUGUGGCCCUGCUCCAGUCCUUCAGUCACUACAACAUUGUCGCACAGAAGCUGGGGGUCAGUCUGACAGCUGCCAAAGAGCAGGGCCAGCUCGUCUUCUUGGAAGGCCUCAAGUCCUGCCUCGACCUCGUGUUUGGAGAAGAGGAGGAGCAGCCAGGACAGCCCAGACCCCUUCAGUUUGUCAGCGAGAGCUCUCCCAGCCUCAAAGCCUUGUUUGACUUUGUCCGGACGUCGCUGACUCCCGCCAGCGGUGACUCCUGGAAGAGCCCUGUCCUGCUGGUGGACGACCUCGGUGUCCUGCUCAGCCUGGGGGCCGCGCCGGUGGCCGUGCUGGACUUCAUCCACUACUGCAGGGUCGCCGUGUGCUCCCAGCUGAAGGGAAACAUCGUGGUGCUGGUCCACAGCAAUGAGGAGUCAGAAGACGAGGAAAACGAACUGGUGGUGAACUCUCUGUGUCAUCACAGUGACCUGAUCCUGUGGGUCGAGGGGCUGGCGACCGGCUUCUGCAAGGAUGUUCACGGGCAGAUUAAAAUAAUUAGGAGAGUGUCCUUGGAGCUGACGGCGGAGCAGGAUCUCGUCCAGACCUACCAGUAUAAGAUCCAGGACAGGAACGUCACUUUUUUUGCUAGAGGGCUGUCAGCUGCGGUCCUGUGA